AUGAAGAGAACUAGAAGGCUGGACAGUCUGCUCUGUCCAGGAAACUGCAAGGGUUUCUGGCUCUACGGGGAGUACAGGGAACAACUGGGUAGCUUUGCCAGGCGGGAAGCCACACGGCUGCUGACAGAGAGACAAUGGAGGAAACAGACAGGAGAAAACAACAUGGUCAAUGCCAGACGGGGGCGUGGCCAACGACAUCACAACCCCGUCACCAUGGAGUCAUAUCUCAGCCACACCUCCUCUACAAAGAAGCCCCGCCCCUACUCCAAAUGCCAAGACUGUGUGGCUCGUAUACAGCGGUACAUUGUGACCAAGCUGGGGGAGGACUGGAUCUUCCUGGUGCUGCUGGGCCUCACUAUGGCCCUGGUCAGCUGGAGCAUGGACUACACCAGUGCCAAGAGCUUACAAGCGUAUAAGUGGAUGCACGGGGAGCUGAGGGGGAAUGUCCUGAUCCAGUACCUGGCCUGGGUCGUCUACCCCAUGGUCCUCGUCAUGUUCGCCUCCCUCUUCUGCAACAUAGUCGCCCCUCAGGCCAUAGGUUCUGGUAUUCCUGAGCUGAAGACCAUUCUGCGAGGGGUGGUGUUGAAGGAGUAUCUAACUCUUAAAGCCUUUGUGGCCAAAGUCAUCGGGCUGACCGCCGGCCUGGGCAGUGGCAUGCCCGUGGGGAAAGAGGGUCCCUUCGUCCACAUUGCCAGUAUCUGUGCUGCUGUGCUGAGUAAAAUCAUGUCCAUCUUCUCUGGAGUGUAUGAGAACCCCUGUGGUUACACAGACAUUCUGACAGUGGGCUGUGCCGUGGGGGUGGGCUGCUGUUUCGGCACUCCUCUAGGAGGGGUGUUGUUCAGCAUUGAGGUCACAUCUACCUACUUUGCUGUGAGGAAUUACUGGAGAGGGUAUUUCGCUGCCACCUUCAGUGCCUUCAUAUUCAGGGUGUUGUCUGUGUGGAACAAAGAUGCAGUCACCAUUACAGCUCUUUUCCGGACCAACUUCCGGAUGGAUUUUCCCUUUGACCUGCAGGAGCUCCCAGCCUUCGCUAUCAUUGGAAUCUCCUGUGGGUUCCUGGGGGCCUUCUUUGUCUACCUGAACAGACAGGUGGUUCUAGUGAUGAGGAGACAGACGGCUCUCACACGCUUUCUGACCAAGCAUCGGUUGAUCUACCCAGGUGCAGUGACGUUUGUCAUCGCCACCCUGACCUUUCCUCCUGGAUUCGGCCAGUUCAUGGCUGGAGAGCUGAUGCCUAGAGAAUGUAUUAACUCUCUGUUUGAUAACUUCACCUGGACCAAACUGUCUGCCACCGCCCUUCCCCCUGGACUGGGGCGCUCCUCAGCCUGGCUGCACCCCGACGUCAGCGUCUUCCUCAUCCUCCUCCUCUUCUUCGUCAUGAAGUUCUGGAUGUCUGCUGUUUCCACGACGAUGCCCAUCCCGUCUGGUGCCUUCAUGCCAGUGUUCAUACUGGGGGCAGCAUUUGGGCGUCUGGUAGGGGAGAUCAUGGCCACUCUCUUCCCAAACGGUAUCCUGUUUGAUGGGAUAGUUUAUCGCAUCCUCCCCGGGGGCUAUGCUGUCAUUGGUGCCGCGGCCCUGACCGGGGCAGUAACCCACACAGUGUCCACGGCUGUGAUCUGUUUUGAGCUGACAGGCCAGAUCUCCCACAUCCUGCCCAUGAUGGUGGCGGUGAUCCUGGCCAACAUGGUGGCCCAGGGCCUGCAGCCCUCCCUCUACGACUCCAUCAUCCAGGUCAAGAAACUGCCAUACCUCCCCGAGCUCAGCCUCGGACACAUCAGUAAGUACAACAUCUUUGUGGAGGACAUGAUGGUGCGGAAGGUGAAAUUCCUGUCCUCCCAGUCCACCUAUCGGGAGCUGGGCUAUCUGCUAGACUCCACCUCCCUCAAAACCAUCCCUCUGGUCGACUCCAAAGAGUCUAUGAUCCUAUUAGGGUCUAUCGAGAGGACAGAGCUGCAAGCCAUCUCUGAUUGGUGGCUUUCGGCCGAGAGGCGUGUCUUUGAGAGGGGUCAGGGGUCACCGGGCCAGGGCUGGGAGUCCUUCACUUUCGUAGACGAGGAAGGAGGAGAGUCUGUUCUCCAGACCUCUCCAGUACAAGAUGAACAGAAUAGGCCACUCCCAUCCCCCAAACCACAGGAGUCCUCCACCAAUCACACCGGCUCAGAGAAGCGUUCCCUCCAGUCUGUGAGGGGAAUAUUUCAGCGCCUCUUCUCCUCUUCCUCAACCAGCCAGGCUGAAGCUCAGGAAUCCACCCCACCUCCACUCACCGACACCAUGUCCUCAGAGGAGAUCAAAGCCUGGGAAGAAGAAGAGUUGGAUAAGCCAAUCAGUAUGGAGGAGAUACGGAUUGAUCCCUCCCCCUUUCAGCUGGUGGAGAGAACCUCCCUUCACAAGACCCACACUUUGUUCUCCUUGCUGGGUCUCAGUCAUGCCUAUGUUACCAGCAUUGGAAAACUGGUGGGAGUCGUAGCACUGAAGGAGUUGCAGAAGGCCAUCGAGGGCUCCACCCGUAGUGGGGUAAGAUUGCGCCCCCCUCUGGCCAGUUUCAGAGAUGCCAACCGUAAAGCGAAGAAGCACGCGGCUCCCCCCUCCACACCCUCCUCCCCCACCAGGGAGAGGGAGCUGUGGGGUGAGGGGGGGAAGAGGGAGGGAGGGGGUAGUAGGAAGGAGGGGAGCGAUGGGUUUAAAUGGGAGGUUAAGGAAGAAAAGGGGGAGGGAGAUGGAGGAAUGAAGGAGGGAGAGGUGUUAAGGUUGAAGGAUGAGGUGGUUGGGACAGAGGGAGAGGGUGACAUGGAUGAGGCUAAGGAGGAACCCAGGGGGAACGCGGGAGAAGCAGGUGCCUCCAGUGCAGGGGCAGAGUGUGAUACCUCCACCCCCAACAGCCGAGGGACAGACUGUCCCCCUCAGGAGCCUUCCUCCCCCACCUCACCACACUCCUCCUCCACUCGUAUCUUCAUUGUGUCAUCCCUUCCUACCGUGCUGGAGACAGAUGGAGAGAGGGAGAGCGAAGAUUCUGAAGAGCCAAUUUAGAUGGCGACAGGGAAUUCUGUGGAUUCUGUUUCUUAAAUGAAGACUUUCUCCUCUCUGGCCUCACUCCACUUACCUCAUUCAGUGAGCGUUUCAAGUAGAGCGUAACAAGGAGCAUCCUGGGUAUUGGAGUUCUGUGCAGGCUCAUUCGAGGCUCUGCAGAUGUUCAGCUUACAGAGAGCAGGAAGAACAGGUGCACACAGUGCUUCUGGGACUUGUAGUUCUGGAAUUUCUGGUAGCUAAUAAUACUUUUUGUAAGAUGGUAGUCUCUUUCCUGAUCUCAGCAGUUUUUUAAGGAUUUUUUUCUACUCAAGACAAACUUCUUUUUCACUAUUUCAGUUUCUCAGGUUUCUCUCCGUGUCUUUAAAACUACAAAAAUGGACAGAUGUUUUAAGUUCUUCAUCUGUGCAUAUCAUUGUUGGUCUCCUUGUCCCGGUAUUGUUGAAUGUAUGAAUGUGUUUGUAGCUACAUGGUAGUGUAUGUCUGUAUCACUGAACUCCAUGUAUCUUUUUGACACUGUAUAUGACAGCAAUUAAGUGUUUGAUAAUGAAAUCACAUCAUUAAUCAUGACUCAAUGUCUGUUAAUGGACUGAUUUAUAUUUGAUCAAAUCGAUUGAACGUUUACUGAUUAAUGAAUAUACAGGCUUUAAAUUAUUACUGUUACCACUGUAAAGCAAAUAUUGAAAUUGUUCAUACUGAUGCCUA
This is a messenger RNA of Oncorhynchus masou masou (cherry salmon), 3729 nucleotides long. RefSeq names its product chloride channel protein 1-like. The record is from RefSeq and is a predicted model, not a curated record. The transcript is spliced from 23 exons. Gene Ontology annotation, molecular function: voltage-gated chloride channel activity. Lineage: Eukaryota; Metazoa; Chordata; Actinopteri; Salmoniformes; Salmonidae. Bases 1 to 3027 code for a protein of 1008 amino acids. Gene Ontology annotation, cellular component: plasma membrane. Gene Ontology annotation, biological process: transmembrane transport; chloride transport.